Molecule: messenger RNA, 1484 nt
Organism: Cryptococcus deneoformans JEC21
Lineage: Eukaryota; Fungi; Basidiomycota; Tremellomycetes; Tremellales; Cryptococcaceae
Exons: 4
Coding region: 49-1389 (446 amino acids)
Source: RefSeq, a predicted model, not a curated record
CCUUCUUUCUUCUUCUUUUCUUCUUUCCACAAUGUCAAUAUCACCAGAAUGACCUUCCAAGUGCCCCCAAAUGAUGCCAACACGGUCAGCGUGGCCAUGCAGGAAUGGCUCGAAUUCCAAGAGUUCAAAAAAUUCCAGGCGGCACAGCGAGCAAAACAGAGUUCACAGUCUACUCCCUCAGCUGAAGAGGUCACCAAAAAUCUGUCUAGCGUAAAUCUCAAUGGCUCCUCCGGUUCAGACGAACGCCAGCCUCACCCUCAAUCGCCCGCUCGAACCUCAGCUCCGGUCGAAACUGCUACGUCAGAUGGAGGCUGGGGGGAACCUACACCUGCUCCAGUACCCGCUUCCACCUCUGAGGACAACGCUGGAGGAUGGGGGGAACCUACACCUGCUCCGGUGCCCACUUCCACCUCUGAGGACAAUGCAGGAGGAUGGGGUGAACCAUCCACUAUCGAUCCUGCCGAAGCCCAUCCCACUGAACAGAAUCAGGUCCAUUCCCACUUGGCCCCAGAACCCGAGCCUGAGCAACCGAAAAAAAGCGCAUACGUACCAUGGGAAGGCGGUGUUGUCUAUUCACAACCCACCCCUAUGCUCGAACCCGUUGAACCCUUACCUCCGUUGGCUUUCCGCUCCCGACGAAACAAGCGGUCCUCCAAAAACGCAAGCAAAGCCAAGUCGGCUACCUCGGGCGAUGAAGAGAGGUCUGUCUCUGGUACCGAUCCUGGUGGCUGGGGUGAACCUGCCUCUGGUGGAUGGGGCGAACCUGCUUCCGCCUCCGCCCCUUCUGAAACAGGUUCGACUCCUGCUGGUAUUCACCCCUCGCGCCUGCGGAUGCUAGGUGGAGGCCCUGUCGUCGACCCGGUCCCUAGUGCCCCCUCUCGCGACUAUAGUCAGCCUUCGUCCCGUCGCGUGACCGGGGCCAACGCCUCUGUAGGCGGUGAUAAUGGCUGGGGUAACAGGCGACGUACUCCUUCUGCCACUGCCGAUAGUGAUACUCUUUCGCCCGCUGCAGCGUCUUUCACCUACCCACAACCUGAUGCUCGCCCUGCCCCCCCUUCCGGAUCUGCGCCUGCUGGUGGUGCCGCGGGUAUCCAUCCUGAUCGGCUGAGGAUGUUGGGAGGUGCACCUGCCGCCAGUAGCCCUCCAAUGGGUUUCGGUGGGUCCCGGGAACCACCUCCCCAUAUGCGAGGUGGAAUGAAUGAGUUUGGUGCGGUUGCAGGUGGCAAGCCAAAGGACAGCGGAUGGGGCUCGCGAGGUAAGAGAGGUCCUCCUGCUCAGGCUCCCGUGAGCAACGACGGUGGCAAUAGUGGGUGGGGUCAGACGGCGAACGCUAGUGGUGGUGGAUGGGGCAAUGAUGCGAGCAAUGGCGGGGCUCCGGGAGGAUGGUAAAGAUACAUAGCAUUAAAAAUGUAAAUGACGAUGUCAAGCACCUCUGGAACUGGUGGGUAUAGUAGAUUACGAAGCAUGCAAAAUGUGAAUGCAGG